AUGUUUGUGAGUUGCCUUGAACUUUCCGCCUUUUUGGCUUCUGAGAAACGAAACACCCUUGUUCAUAUCUAUGUCAAGAAAUUGCAACAAGUUUUUGGCAUAGAGUUUCUCGUCAUAAAAGCUGGUUUGAAGGAGUUCCAAAAACGUAUCCAACAAGGCUCCUCGAUCUUCUUCCUUGAAAGCGGGAUCCACAAUCUCACCUUUGAGUACCAUCAUGGAAUACUUACAAAUUUCAACGGCAUACUCCUGUUUGACAAGUACGUCCUGUUCUUGGUUUCCGAGAAGCUUGAGAAAUUCUAUUCGUGCCCAGUAGUUUGUGCCUUGGCGAACAAAUUCCAUGAUUUUGCUAUUGGCCUUCUUAAACUGGGUCCAACCUGUGGUAUCUGCUCCUUUUGCAAAUUUUAUAGCUUCGUCGCUUCGUGUGAAAACUACGGUGUAAAUCAUCUCUCUGAUAAAGCAGCACUUCUUCUUCGCAGAUUCAGUAAGCUUGGCUAA
Meyerozyma guilliermondii ATCC 6260 is the source of this 495-nucleotide messenger RNA. RefSeq lists its product as uncharacterized. Bases 1 to 495 code for a protein of 164 amino acids. The transcript has a single exon. Lineage: Eukaryota; Fungi; Ascomycota; Pichiomycetes; Serinales; Debaryomycetaceae. The record is from RefSeq and is a predicted model, not a curated record.